CAGAUAAAAGAUGUGUUCGGCUCGGACUUGCGCCUCCGAGCAGGGCGCACAGCACGGGUGUGUCCUGCGGCGCCCGCUCGCUUCUCCCGCUCGGUGUGCACCGCCGCGCCCUGGCCAGGCCGCGGGGGGCCGGAGCGCUCGCCGAGUGCAGGCGGCCAGGCCUGGCCUCGGGUGCCGGCGCGCCCGCGGGGGCUCCGGGGCGGAGCCAGCCGUGGCGACGUGGGCGCCCCAGGAGGAAACAGUACCUGCAAGAGGCAAAGGCAGCCUACGCAAAGGCGAUCGUGCAGAUGGGCAAGGCGCAGGUCAAUGACACAAACAUGGUGCUCGUCUGCACGCUGCACGCCAACCUCGCGGCCGUGUUCCUGGAGGCAUCGCCGCCGGAGUGGCAGUCGGCCAAGGCGGCCGCGGACCUCGCGCUGGCCGUCAACCCGCGGAGCGUGAAGGCCCUCUACCGGCGCGCCCAGGCGCGGCUGGAAGACGGCCGCGAGGGGCUGCCGGCGGAGGCGAUGUGCGCCGCCCUCGACGACCUGCGGUGCGCCGAGGAGGUGGAGCCCGGGAACGAGCAGGUUCGCCUGGAAGCGGAGCGCGUCGCCAGGCGGAUCGCGGCCCUGGAGGAGGCCCGCAGGGUGCCGGGGCCUCUCGAGAUCGCCGGCGGCAUCCAGCCCCACCUCCUGGAGCGCGGGGGCGACUGCCUGCUGACGCACGGCUACGUGUGGGGCCAGACGGCCGAGCGCGUCCACGUCCUGGUGCCCGCCCGGGGGCUGCGGGUGCCGCAGGCGUCUUGCAUCACCUGGGAGCUGCGGGCGCAGGCGCUGCGCGUGGUGAUGCCGGCCGCUGACCCGGCGGCGCCGCUGGUGCUUGAGGGCAGGCUGUGCAGGCCGGUGCGGCCAGACGACUGCAGUUGGCAGCUCGAGGACCGGGGGCUUCUGCUCCACGUCGAGCUGUCGAAGCGCGACACGUCGCCCGAGGCGGAGCACUGGCCGUGCGUGUGGGCGGGGCACCCCGAGACGCGGGCGCCCACGGGGGAGGAGCAGGAGCGGCUCCUCGACAUGGCCAGCGCCGCCUGCGCCGCCGAGCGCUCGGAGGAGCCCAGGGGGGAGGCCCCGAACGCGAACGCCCAGGAGACGCUCAGGCGGCUGCGGGAGAUGUGCCCAGGCGUGAGUGUGGAGUGGGGGGACACCUCGCUGGAUGACUUCCGGUAAUAGCGCGCCUUGUGCUUUCCCGGGGAACCUGCGUCAUCGGAGGAGAGCGCGCCUUGUGCUUUCCCAGGGAACCUGAGUCCUCGGAGGAGAGGAGGCGGAGGAGUAGGAGGAGGGCGCGGAGGUGGCGACCCGACCAGGGGCGCGUCAUC
Messenger RNA from Prorocentrum cordatum, 1351 nucleotides. The record is from the annotation of a GenBank genome assembly. NCBI's taxonomy places the organism in Eukaryota, Dinophyceae, Prorocentrales, Prorocentraceae.